GCCGGAAGCGCCGGCGACGCGGAAGUAGCGGGAGCGGGAGGUCGAUGCCGCGCUCGCCGCCCCGCCGGCCCUCGGGCCUCGGCCCCUGGCGGGACCUGCUGCCCGGGGCCCGGAUCCGCCGCGGCGCCGCUGGCGGCCGCCUCUUCCUCUACCUGCCGCGGGAGCGCCGGCUGCUGGGCCUGGAGCUGGAGCCGGAGCCCCGGGCCGGAGCCGGGCCGCUGGACCGGCGGCUGCCGCCCGCCGAGCAGCUGCUGGAGGUGCUGGAGCUGGGCGGCGGCGGCCCGCCGACCCCCGGGCCCGUCCCCGUCCUCCUCCUCACCCCGCUGGGCCGCGCCGAGCUCUGGGUCCCGGCCGCCGCCGGCUGGAGGCUGCAGCGGGACUUCCAGCUGUGCCACAGCCCCCGGGCCAGGGUGCUGGCGGCCGCCUGGGACGGGCACUCGGUCACCUGGUGCGAGGAGAGGCCGAGCAGCCAGAGCCGGCAGUACUGCGUCUGUUCCCGCAGCCUCGGGCCCGGCCUGGCCUUCGACGCUGCCCGCAUCGUCCUGCACAACAGCCCGGCCUGCCGGCUGCUCGCUGCCGGGGACGCCGUCUACCUGCUGCCCGGUAACGCGCCCGGCAACGGCCUGAGUCACGGCCCUGGCAACAGCCCCAUCCCUGGCAACUGUCCUGGCAACGGCCCCAUCCCUAGUAACUGUCCUAGCAACUAUCCUAGCAACAGCCCCAUCCCUGGCAACUAUCCCGGCAACAUCCCCAUCCCUGGCAACUGUCCUAGCAACAGCCCCAGCAACAGCUCCAUCCCUGGCAACUGUCCUCACAACAGCCCCGUUGGUGACAACCGCCACGGCAACAACACCCGCUCCUGCCGCACGAGUAACCUGGACAAGCUGAUCCUGAUCUGGAGACCGCAGGCGGACACCUGGACCCUGGCCAGCCUCGCCCGUGGCCCGCUGCUCACCAAGCGACUGUCACCCCCGGACACCGACUUCAGGAAGCUGGUGGCAGACGCCGUGGGUCUGCUGCCCGGCCUACCAACCCUGGACCUGUGGGCGGUCAACACGUCCCCAGCUGGGCUGCUGGCUGCUGCCGCCGGCAACGGGGAGAUCAGCCUGGUGCGAAGCGACGGGACGGUGCGGCUGCUGGGCCCGGGGCCGCCGGCCGAGGCCUUGGGGGAGAGGCUGCUGAUGGAGCUGAGCGGCAGCACCCUGGCCUGGGCCCUGGGCAGGACGGUGCAGCUGCUGGACACAGAGACGGGCAGAGGGGAGGAGGAGACAGCGCUGGAAUGCCCGACCUUGGCCCUGUUGAGUUGCCGGGACACAGGGGAGCUGCAGGCGCUGGCGGAGGACGGCCUGUACAGCCUGGGGCCCGGGUUCGGGCCUGGUGGUGGCCUCCCCCGGGGCCCCAGCUACCCGGACACUCUGGUGCUUGAGGAGGCCUGUGACUACUACCAGAAGCGGAGCCUGGGCCGCAGCCGGCUGACGGUGGAGAGGCUGAAGGGCGAGGCAGCCUUCCGAGCCCCGGCUGUCCUCUGCUCCAUCCUGCGGAGUCGCCUGGGCCUGAGCCCGAGGCUGGGGACCGGGCCCCAGAACCAGGCCAAACUCCUCCGCGCUCUGGCUGGGGAGGUGGAAGACUAUGCCGGCCUGGAGCAGGCCAAGCGGCGGCUGGUGCAGGCGGCCGAGGCCGAGGCGGCAGCCUGCGUGGAGGAGAUAGCCCGGCAGGAGGUGGCGAGGCUGCUGCGGCUCCCGCCUGAGCCCGGGACCCUGCAAGGCCUGCGCUGCCUCAGCGCCUCCUACCCGGCCCAGGCCUGGCGGGCCUUAAGCCGGGCCCUGCGGCUGCCCGAGGCCCAGGCCAGCCCCGAGCAGUGGAAGGCCCUGCUGGGCCCGUCGCCCGAGCAGCCAGCCGCCUUUGAACUGACCUGCGGCCUGAUGCUUCGCUUCCAGCGGGGCUGGCUGUCCGGCUUCGUGGAGCAGGCCCAGCAGCAGGCGGCGGCAGACGGCCGCUGCUACCAGGGGCCGCCGCUCUACAAGCGGGCGCUGUCGGUGCUGCCGCCGACCUGGAAGGGACCCGAACCCGGGGACGAGGUGGAGGCUGAGACGGCGGUGGAGCUGUUGCUGGGCAGCCGGCGGCCCAACGCGGUGCUGCAGGCGGUGAGGCUGCUGCUGGGCCGCGGCCUGUGGAGCCGGGCGGUGGAGGAGGCCCAGCGCUGCUCAUCGGGCGGCGGGCCCCUGCUGAGGAAGGAGCUGUUCGCCGCCCUGCUGGCCGAGCUGGGCCGCCGCCGGGACCUCGACCCUUUCCUGCCUGACAUCUGCCAGCUGUGCCCGGCCGACGCCACCGCCCCCGAGCUGCUGCAGGCCCUGAUGGAUGCCCUGCCACCUGCCGAGGCCCAGGCCCCGGCCCGGCCUUACCCCGGCGCCCGAGGUCGGCCGCUCACCCUCGGCCUCCUGCGGCCCCUCCUCACCCGGGUGCUGGUGCAGGCCGAGGAGAGGGAGAGUGGGGCCCUGGCUGGCGAGCCGCCUGUCUUCCCGCCGCCCGCACCGCCCCGGGAGAAGAAAGCGGCCGGCGAGGCCUGCUGAGGGGCCCAGGGGGGACCCUCUGAGACCGGAGGGCAGGCAGGCCCCCAGGUAAUGCUGUCAACAGGCCGGCAGCCUCAGUGCACAUGGCCACCUGGGUAUGCAGGGUGGGUUGCCAUUGCCCAGAUGUUCGGGGUGAGGGGUUCCAUCGCCCAGAUGCGCACGUUGGUGGGGAGUUGCCAUCGUCCAUUUGUUAGGGGUGGGGGUGGUGGUGGUGGUGGUAUUCCUUCCCUUUGUCCUGAAACCCGUGAGCCCCACAUCAUGCAGAUCUGGACUGGGCACUGAGUUAAUGUAUCCAAAGUAUUAGAGGGGAGAUGAGUUUGGCCAGGGAAUGUUGGGGCUCUGUAACUUGAAAGGCUGGGAGAAGCAGAAAUAACCCCUGUGUGUUCUCCUGCAUUGUGUGGCUGCCUCACCUUCACUGGGUACGCUUGGUACAACGGGAGAUUGGGUUUGGAAGCUGGUGAUUGAAGUGAAAUCAGUGAGUCAUGCAAAUCCUGUCCCAGAUAAGAAAACCGUUCUCUCAAUUUAUGUCAUUCAUUUUGUUGUGUUUUCACUAAGAUUGUAUUUGCGUUGGGAUAAAGCAAGACUGCAACGUUCAAUGUGUCUGACCCACUGCCUGCAGAAACCUCUCCUGGGCCAGUGGUUGAUUGCCCAGCUGUGGGGGACAUACUACUGCCCAUUUUCUCGUGACGUUCUGGCAGCAGGCAAAGUUUGGAGAUCCUAGCUCUCCUCCCCGAUCGAUUGAGAGCUGUCUGGUCGGAUGUUCUGCUGAGCAGAAACAGCAAGAUGGAAUCCUUGGUGAAACCACUGAUUUCGUUGCACCAUGACUGUACAUUCAUUGCGGGAAGAAUUGUCCUCCAGUACUGUGAAGAUAUUCUUUGACUACUGGUUUACUCCCAUGACUGGGGACGUACCUGCUGUACAUGGCUGAUGCAGAAAUGACUGGAAAAAUACCGAACUCAUUUCAGCUCCGUGUCCUUCGUUACCAAGUGAGAGGCGGCCAACGGCAUCGCACGGCUGGGAGCCUGUUGUACUAACAAGUGCACAGCAACAACUUGUGUGACUAAUAUCCAGAGCCUGGUCAAUACUUUUCUGGACUUGUGGGAGAGGGAAACAAGACAAGACGUGGCCGAUUUUAAAUUUUAUUUGUAAAACUCAUCUGAAACUGCCCUGUUUGCUGGAAAAAUGUUAUCAACGGUUCUUGCAACCGCGCCCCCCCCACCCCCC
Messenger RNA from Pristis pectinata (smalltooth sawfish), 3794 nucleotides. RefSeq names its product BLOC-2 complex member HPS6. Bases 45 to 2570 code for a protein of 841 amino acids. The record is from RefSeq and is a predicted model, not a curated record. Lineage: Eukaryota; Metazoa; Chordata; Chondrichthyes; Rhinopristiformes; Pristidae. The transcript has a single exon. Gene Ontology annotation, cellular component: BLOC-2 complex; lysosomal membrane. Gene Ontology annotation, biological process: lysosome localization; organelle organization; melanocyte differentiation.